Penicillium egyptiacum is the source of this 133-nucleotide messenger RNA. The record is from the annotation of a GenBank genome assembly. Lineage: Eukaryota; Fungi; Ascomycota; Eurotiomycetes; Eurotiales; Aspergillaceae.
UAAAACCGUGGAAUUGCUUAUUGAGAAGGGCGCUGAUUUUGAAAUCCCGACCGGCUGGGGUCAGACAGCCCUCUAUAAUGCAUCGGUGAAUGGUGAUCCGAAGAUUGUCCGGCUGCUUCUCGACCAUGGAGCA